Messenger RNA from Pelobates fuscus (common spadefoot toad), 1406 nucleotides. It is a transcript of the gene CINP, whose product is annotated as cyclin dependent kinase 2 interacting protein. The transcript has 5 exons. The record is from RefSeq and is a predicted model, not a curated record. NCBI's taxonomy places the organism in Eukaryota, Metazoa, Chordata, Amphibia, Anura, Pelobatidae. The coding region runs from base 140 to 754 and encodes 204 amino acids.
AGGGACCGGAAACAGGAAGUCACAGCUCACUGUGGGCACUGCUGGCAUAACAUGUGCAGGGAACAGGGCAAUCAAACCAGCCCAGGGAUUCAGCAGGCUCUAUCUGCUCAUAUACAUAAUUCUGAUCAUCAUAUAUAGGAUGGAGAGUAACAAAACCACACCUGUCAAGUCUGCUAUAUCAGGGAGUGCGAGAAAAAUAAAGGACAAUGCAGCAGACUGGCACAAUUUGAUGCUAAAAUGGGAGACGUGUAAUAAUACUGGGUUUGAUGCCGCAAACAAGAUUGUGAAUCUAAAAAUCAGCACCAAAUCUUACAAUGAAAUGUUAUUAGACAACACAUUGUCUACCAAUGACGGUAUGGAUAAAGACAAAGUGGAAUUGGAAAACUGCUGCACAGAAUUGCUUGACAAUCUACAAAACAUGGAGCACAUACUGGUGAGGAUGGAGAAACUGUCUUCUACAUUAAAGGGAGUUUGCGAUCUUGAAGCUUAUCAAUGCAGCCGCAAUGUUUCUAAACCCAUCUUAUUUCAUACGUGGCCAACAAAGCUUUUCUAUGAAACCUCCAUAAAGAUGUCAGAGAUGUACAAGAAAGAAAUGUCUCUCAAGAAGACAAUUGCUGGUCACAUCGCACACACGUCAGAUCAAGAUUUAUUAAUGGUGUAUUUAUCGUGCUGGCUAUAUCAGCCAUAUAUUGAGAAUAGCAUUAAGGUACUACUAGAGGGCAUGUUAUUAGAAACUGGACAUCGGCCUCUUUAAUAUAAAACUUGACGCAACUGGUCACCAUGGAAACUGGCUACACAGGUUCUUGUGGAAAAGCGAAAUAUGUUCUAAGUUUCAUUCGGUAGAAGUUGAGUUCUAUCUGUUGCGAAGUUUUGAGUAGACUAGACAAGUGAUCAUUCUGGAAAGAAGAAAAAUAAUUACAUAGCCAAAGGCUGGCAAAAAUACAGAUGGACAGUGAUUGUGGUCCUCAAUAUCCCUGCUUCUAGGAGUGGCUAAAGAUCCUUUGGAUUGACGUGGAAUGACUUGGUAUAUCGAGUCAAAUUUGUUUAGUUUUUUUUAAGCUCCUUGGAAAUUCUCAACUGCAGAACAGCAAGUUUCCAUCAAUCCUCAUUCAAAGUUAUUUGGUGAACAGUAAUUUUUAACAAGCACUUUUAGCUUAGCAGUAAUCUGCCCAGACGUCUGUUAGUAAAGUUUGUGUUGCAUCAUACAUAAUUCAACUACCUGCAACACAGUACCACAAUUCUAUUUGUUUCGCCAUUUGAGUAAAUCUGUUAUAUGCCACUUUCUGCACCAUUACACACAUUAAUUUCUACAUUAUCAAUACAGAUGAGGAUGGGCAGUCCAGUGAGAGCCCUGAAAUGGUUUGACACACACAAAAAAAAAAACCAACAGCUUCCAUAUAAUCUUU